Messenger RNA from Lasiodiplodia theobromae, 4080 nucleotides. RefSeq names its product Ankyrin repeat protein. The transcript is spliced from 6 exons. NCBI's taxonomy places the organism in Eukaryota, Fungi, Ascomycota, Dothideomycetes, Botryosphaeriales, Botryosphaeriaceae. Gene Ontology annotation, molecular function: protein binding. The coding region runs from base 1 to 4080 and encodes 1359 amino acids. The record is from RefSeq and is a predicted model, not a curated record.
AUGGCUCUUACCCUCUCCUCAGCUACAGCUGCAUCGCAAGCAGUUACCGCUGCACCAAAUACAGACACAGCUACAUGGAACGCUGCUCCAGCAGAGGUUAAACCACGCCCGGCAAAGAAACGAGUCUUUCGGGCCGACGACAUACCCUUCGAGUGGAACAAACAAAUCUUUAGUGAUCAACUCCAGGAACGGUUCUCAGGCCACAAGCUCCGCGUCGACUCAUUCUACACACAUCCAACAGGUGAAACAAAUACUGCUUUGGUCACCUUCUACUCUCCUAUCGCGAGAUCACUGCCGUCUGAUGACGAACCGAAUCGUCGUGAUUGGGUUGAGCUCGGCAACGACGACCAAAUCGCCCUCGGCCCUUGUCAUGGACUGACGACUCUAUUUCAGCCUCAAGAUGGACAGUCACCAAGGGUUGAUGUUGUUUUCGUUCACGGACUGGGCGGUCAUCCGAUCGGGUCAUGGAUGGCGGCCAAUGGCAAAUUUUGGCCCCGCGACUUUCUUGGAAGCGACCUUGAGGGUGCUCGAGUCUUGUCAUUUGGUUACGAGGCGAAGUUGAAUAAAGACACCUCAACAUCCCAGCUUUCCGACUUCGGACGGCAACUUAUUGGCGAGCUUCCGGAGUUUCGAUCAAGUGCAGAGGACCAAGAACGCCCAUUGUUCUUUGUUGGUCAUAGCUACGGCGGCACUGUCAUAAGCUGGGUUUUGAAUGAGCUGUCUUCCAAGAAAGAUGGUAAACCUUCAGACGGUGAUCUCUUGAGGGCUAUCCGAUGCGCCACAUUUUUCGGAACUCCUCACUCAGGAAUGAGCGUUGAACCUCUUGAGAUUUUCACUCGCGCGUCGAAACGACAGAACAGCAGUAUGAUCCGGACUCUGGGAGAUCUGAAACCCAACUCAGAGCUCCUAAAAGUCCUGCAUGACCACUUGCGCCGUCUCUCUACAACUACUAAGAUUCGCGUAAUCUCGUGUGUGGAACAGAAACUUACUCUCGUGCCCAAAAUCAAUGACGAGGAUGAAGACAAAUUUUACCAACCCGUCGAUCUGAAUGCAGCGCGGACCUACGCCCAGACGGAAGACGAUUUCAUUCCUAUUCAUGCGGAUCACCGAGAGAUGGCUAGGUUCGACCGUAAAGCAGAUCCAAACUACCGACAAGUCCUUCGGCAGCUGAGACAGGCUCUGGAAGAGUGCAGAAAUUUUAUCGACACGUCGAGAAACACGAAAGAAGAUGAUCCUAUUCUAUGGAUCAAGGGAAACACAGGGAGUGGGAAAUCUACAAUCAUGAAAUACGCCGUUACACACUUACAAGCGAACAAUCGCCUCGCCAUCUCCUUCUUCUUCAGUAACAGAGGAUCGAAAGCUCAAAAUUCAGUCAAGAGCAUGUACCACUCUUUACUUCUGCAGGUGCUACAAGCAGCCGAGAGUGUCCCGAGCGAAAUACCUGUGCUGGAGCAAUGGAAACGGGAGCCAAACUUGACAUGGCAGACACCGGCACUAAGGGAGCUCCUAGAGGCCGUGAUGCCCCGUCUUGGCCGUCCGGUACUUUGUUUCAUUGACGCACUAGACGAGUGCGAAGUCGUCCAAGAGGUGGAAGCCUUUUGCCGUCGGAUGGCGCAGAUAGGCGCGAAGAAAGGGACCAUCUUCAGGGCAUGUUUCUCCAGCAGACACGACACUAAGCCCUCCACUCAGCAACAGCGGACGCUGAUCCUCGAGGAGCAAGAAGGUCACAAGCGGGACAUUCUCACCUACAUCGAACACAACCUUCCGAUUGGCCAAAGCGAGUCUGCGCGGCGCAUCUGCAAAAGCCUGCAGCAGAAAGCCUCUGGCGUCUUUCUCUGGGCCGUCGUUGCCGUCGAGGCUCUCCGCAAGGAGCUGGCCUACGGCCGUCCACCCAUGCUUCAACAGCGCCUCGACGAGAUGCCGUCCGAUCUCUGCGGACUGUACCAGCAUGUCCUGACGCGGGACAGCAACGACCCAAUGCUGCAUUGCCUCCGCUUGGUGCUCUUCUCGCAAAGGCCGCCCAGUCCGAUGAGCCUCUACCCUCUAGUCACGAUGCUGACCGCCGGUUCGGACGCUUUGAGUAUGCUGAGCGAUUCGUUUGGCCAGAGAGGGUCCAUCGAGGAUCGGGCACGAGACUUCCUCAUCGACGCAUCCGCAGGGCUCGUAGAGGUCGCUGGGCCGCAUGGAUCGGUCGUGCGGUUCGUCCACGCGUCCGUAUCGGAGUACCUCCGCAGUGAUGAGGCUAUCAGCCAGGUGUGGCGCGAAUCGCCGGAAACCUUCCUCGGCAAAAGCCAUGAUGUCGUGGCGGGCUGCUUUGGCAGUCUGAUUCAGAACGCGUUUGUUCCGGCACUGCGUGCUGUAGAGCACGGUGGAUACCUCGGCUGGCAGGAUGAUGAGGCGGGCUGCUUGGAGCGAGGAUCCGUCGAGCCCUACUACGACGAUCAGCCCGGGCAAGGCUUCGCGGCAGACGAGCUCUUCCUCCCCCACCACGGCACCGGAGCGGCCAUGCAGUACUACCACGACGCUGCUACCGACGCCAGCCACCACUCACACACUCUGCCUCCGCUGCCCCACCUACCGCCGCCCGACGACCCACUCUCAGCUGCGAUCCAGUACGCCGUCGAAAACAUCCUCCACCACUCCAACGCCGCCCAAAACGCCGGCAUCAGCCAAGUUGCCUUCCUGCAAUCCUUCCCGCUCCCCAAGUACAUCAACCUGAGAAACACGCUCUUCUCCGCAGCCCCCGAGCAGCACCAGCAGCAGCAACCAGCGCCCUAUGCCGCCGACACACCCCUCCUCCACGUCCUCGCCGGCGAGAACUCGCCCGCGCUUCUCAGCACCCUCUUAUCCGCCUCCUCUCACACGAACGAGUUCGACCGCAAAGAUCCCCACACCGGCCGCACGCCACUUGCCACUGCGGCGGCACACGGCAACGCCGACAUCGUCCGGCUGCUGCUGGCGAGCGCCGCCGUCGAUAUCGAGGCGAGGGAUGUGGAUGGACGGACACCGCUCGCUCUUGCUGCUGGAUGCGGGAGUACUGAGGUGGUGAGGCUGCUGCUCGAGAACGCUGUCAUUGACAUCGAGGCUGGAGAUGCCGAUGGGCGGACACCACUGGCGCUGGCGGCCUUCGGCAGAAGUGUCGAGGUCGUGCGGUUGCUUCUUACUUGCAAGGGAAUCAGUGUUGACGUACAAGACAAGCUGGGCCGCACGCCGCUCUCACUGGCGGCGCAGGCCGGCGUCGUCGAAGUCGUCGAUCUGCUGUUCCGGGCUGGUGCGGAUCCCAGGGCGAGUGAUGCGGGAGGGCGCAGUCCGCUGUCGUUUGCGGCGGAGGAAGGCUUCGUGGACGUGUGUAAGUUCUUGAUCGAGACAUGUCGGGUUGAUAGGGCUGAGAUGGAUGUCCAUGGCGCCGGUCCGCUCGAUUACGCGGAUUGGAGGAGGAGUUCGCUCGCGGCGGAAGAGCGUGGACUGGUUCCGGAGUUUGACGCCGUCAUCGCGAUGCUUAGCAAGGACAACUCGCAGCCGCGGCUCGUGGAGUCGUAUCAGGUGGAGCCACGGCAGCAGAAGCCUGCGAAGCAGAAGUUGCUGAGAUACGAAGAGCAUCGUCCGCAGCCCGAGGUUAAUCAGUUGCUUCUUGGUCAUGGGUUGCAGCAUCAUGCACCUUCGUAUCAUCACAUACCAUCACACCAUCAGCAGCCACAUUAUCAACACGUUCGUUCCCAGCCAGCGCCGCAGCACGCUAUGCCUUUCCCACAUGACGAAGUCUCUCAUUAUGAGCCACAAGUUCAGUCCACAGCCGACUGGCAAUACGACACCGCAUCGCCUAGCGUUUAUUCACCUGCUACUACGUGUGGUGAUCAUGAAUACGACGAUGGAGACCAUGGCGACACCCAUGUGGAAUAUCAUGACUAUGAUGAUGAAGGCGGACAUGAGGAGAAUGGACAUCAUGCGUAUGAAGGCGACGGAUAUGGACACGAUGAUGGCCAAGAUAGUGGAUAUGGCGAUGAGGAAGAUGGUCGUACAGACGACGGAUACGAUGACGAUGACAGUGAUGACGACGCACAUGGCGUUCGGCGUUAUUAG